AUGGCAACAUCUGAAUUAGAUUUCAUAACUACACCUGCGUCUCGGGGGAACCUAUCACAAGCUGAACUUGAUACCAUCGCAAGAUGGAACGAACAAUCAGAACAUGAGAGUUCACUACCACCAACUGAUGGUGGGAAAGAUGCCUGGUUGAUGCUAGCAGCGGCUUUUGCAGUCGAAUUUAUGGUUUGGGGGUUUCCAUGGUCAUAUGGUAUUUUCCAGGAGUACUACAGCGCAUCCGAGCCAUUUGCCGGCUCUUCUGGUAUUCCAGCCAUUGGUACCUCAGCAAUGGGCAUACUGUAUAUGGUCGCCCCCCUCACAUUCGGCUCAAUGAUACGCUGGCCACAGUACAAGAGAGCAACCAUGCUUGGUGGAUUCUUCCUCAUGUCCAUCUCACUUGGGUUGAGUUCCCUGUGUAACACGGUACCACAACUCGUCGUGACCCAAGGCAUCCUCUACGGUAUCGGCGGGGCGGUGGGAUACAGCCCCGUUGUCACUUUUCUCGACGAAUGGUUCGUACAGAAAAAGGGCCUUGCGUUUGGCAUGAUGUGGGCUGGGACCGGCUUAGGAGGCGUCGUCAUUCCUCUACUACUGCAAUGGCUGCUAAAUCAGUACGGCUUUCGCACCGCUCUACGCGUCUGGGCAAUUGUGCUCUUCGUCACCACUCUUCCCCUGGCACUCUUCUUGAAACCUCGCCUCCCAGUCCCUGCUACUUCCCGCACAAGAGUUACCCUUACUUUCUUGUCGAACAAGUCCUUUUGGAUUCUUCAGCUGGGCAAUGUCUUGCAGGGUUUCGGCUUCUUUGUACCUUCCAUUUACCUACCGACGUACACCAAGGCCCUGGGCUUCAACCACACUAUAUCAUCCCUGCCGGUUAUUAUGAUCAACAUUGCCGCAGUUAUAGGGUCCGUGACUAUGGGAACUAUUGUAGAUCGCACACACGUCACGACGGCCAUCCUCAUCUCCACCGUCGGCACCGUGCUUUCCGUCUUCCUGGUCUGGGGUUUCAGCACCUCGCUGCCGCCACUACUCGUCUUCUGCUUCGUCUAUGGCCUGUUUGCAGGAAGCUUCACAAAUACAUGGCCGGGCAUCUUGAGAACGGUGCAGCGAAGCACGGGCCAGAUGGAAAGCUCAAUGGUCUUCUCCUUCUUGUGUCUAGGGCGAGGCGUCGGCAACGUUGCCAGCGGUCCUGUGAGUGAGGCGCUGAUGAAAUUGGGGAAUGUGGGUGGCUCCGGUCUGUACGCGACGCAGUAUGGCAGUCUAGUGAUUUGGACUGGGGUCAGUGCGGCGCUUGGGGGCGUGAGUAUUAUCGGGCGAAGAGUCGGAUGGCUAUGA
Molecule: messenger RNA, 1332 nt
Organism: Exserohilum turcica Et28A
Lineage: Eukaryota; Fungi; Ascomycota; Dothideomycetes; Pleosporales; Pleosporaceae
Exons: 2
Coding region: 1-1332 (443 amino acids)
Biological process (GO): transmembrane transport
Cellular component (GO): fungal-type vacuole membrane
Molecular function (GO): transmembrane transporter activity
Source: RefSeq, a predicted model, not a curated record